UGGAGGUUCUGGCGCUUGAGCUCUUGCGGGGAUCUUGGCAGUAUCCCGGCUCAAUCGCGCCAACCUUGAUCCUCAAUUGGAAUCAGUCAAAGACAACACGCGAAGGUUAAGAAACAAACAAACGGAUUGCGAACUCCCCGGAAACACAGGUCCAAGGGCCCAGGCGUGCUGUAAAGCAAGCUCAAGAUGUCCACUCAAACUCCCCGCACAUCCCUUCGAGAGGGUUUGCGGCAGGCUCCCAAAGCAAAUCAGCCCUUCAUCCCCGACACUACCCCCGCUAGACGCUCACAUGUAAUCCACGCAAAUCAGUCACCACAGCCCGUUCCUCUGACCUUGAGUCAUUCCAACUCACCCGCACCGACUGUGAACAACGCCCCGCCCUCGAACGAGAACUGGGAAGGAAGGGAUCAAAAGGUGCCUAUGAACACACGCGAAGUUGCAACCCCGGGUAACAGACCAGGUCUGUUUCUCAGUAUGCAUGGCAAAACAGUCAAACAACCCGACUUUUACGAUCCUUACUUCCCCCUCAGAUAUCUAGAGGUCCCGAAGUCUGAUCACAUUUACAAGCGUGCGCAUUAUGGACUGCAAUCAGGCGUUCCGGACGAAGUUGACUUUGCGCUAUUUCACCUUGUUCAAAUAUCCAAUCAGCGCUGGGACAAGUUCAAAUUCGAGGGCUUCCCAUUGUUAGCGGAAACCUUGAUGGAGAAGGCUCUAGAUGUAUCGCUUCUUGUCGCAGGGGUCAAGUGGGAGCUCCAGUACGACUUCCGUGAGCCUAUGGCCCGCGUCAAUGUGCUCAAUUCACUAUAUGGCACACGCGAUAUACUCGAGAGAAUCAAACAUAUCCCCGUUACAUUACCGAAGGACACUCUGGAGACAUAUGAGUUCAAUCAUCGUCUACGAAACGUCAAAGAGGCAACUCUGGUACUCCGGAACAUGGUACUACUCAAGGAAAAUGCAUUCUAUGUCUCGCGUUAUGCCAAAGGCCUUCUUAGAGAUUUCCUGGUGAUUCUGAUCAACCUCCCAGACCAACCACGCCUGAACGAAAUCAGAAAUGAUGCCUUGGAUAUCGCAGAGGAGGUGACAAAGUUCAUGCGGACUGACCCGGAAGAUCCACUUUGGAUCUCUUUGCUCAGAUGCCUAGAGUCUCCUGAUCGUGCUCAUGUAGUGCGGGCUCUGUGGGCAUUGACGCACUUUUCAACUGAGAUCGAUGAACCAGAAGGCAACCGGGCCAUGGAGCGCAUGCCCAAACAAUCCCUGCAGCAACUAUACUUCCACACGCUUCUCGAUUUGGAUAAAGAUAUUUUGAGCGGUGCCUUGGACUUCUGGUAUCAAUACACUCUUUCAAGCGAGAAUAUCGAGACCAUGCUCGAUGUUUUCGAUUUCCCCAGCAUCUUCGUUCCGCGCAUGAUCGCACUACUGACGUACGAAGCCCGAGCCACCAAGAUGGAAACCGUUCUACAAGAUGAGAAGGUUGCACCACCGCCAUCUGAGAUUCCUCGUGUGCCGUCUGAGCUUCUGAAGGAUCUGAUGGAAUUAUCAGAGCCUGAGCGUAGCUCACGCUGGCUAAGGUGCUGCUUCGUUGAGGACCCGGAAUGCGAGAUCACACAGAUCGCCCUCUGGCAGGCUUACCAGAGCCGGUUCGCUGAUCCUCGCGUACCGGGAGGUGGUGUCCUCCCUGCGGCCGAGUUCAUCAAGAAUGUGAGCACGACUUUCACGAACGCUCAAGCACAAGUCAUUAAUGGCCCCGGCUCCUCCACUCGAUUCAUCAUCAAGGGCAUCCGCCCACUGGAGACAGCGUACACCUUCCAGGGCUUCCCUUACAUCUACUGCAAGUGGGCCGACGACUCCAAACCCACCAAAACCUGCCAGCGUGCGUUCUCUACCCCGACGGACCUCCGCAACCACGUAUUUGCCGAUCAUAUGAACCUCAAGCGCACCGAGACACCGGGCCACUACAACCUGGACAAUGCCCAAUCGGCUAUCCACACUUGCUUUUGGGAAAACUGCACGAGAUUCCGCGGCUCUAGCGCCAGCGCGAACACCGCCGCGGUCGCUGGCCACGUCGCCUCCCACCUCCCCGAAGAACGUCCCGCAGACGCAGAGGCUCCCGUUUCCAAGAGGGUGGUGCUCCAAGAGCGCAUUGUGCGCAAAUGGUUCUACCUCAACACCCCAGUCAGUGAGCGCGGCGAGCCCGUUGGGGUUGCGUACAAAGCCGCCUUGGUCCUUCGCAACAUUGCCCGCAACCUUCCCAGCGGCGUCGUCCAGAAAUACAAUGGACUUCCCUGGAAGAAAGCUGUCUUCUUGAGUCACCGCCCGAAGAUCGUGGAGGUAUGGGAUCGAAACCGGUCGCUGCGCAAGGAGCUCACGGAAUUGAUCAUGUUGAUCGAGAAGGAAGAUUACUAUUGAAGAGGAAAAAAGAAGAAAACCAAACAGAACAAACAAGAAGAGAAAAUGAACACAACCCUUUUUCCCCUUCUUGCCCCCUUGUGU
Aspergillus brunneoviolaceus CBS 621.78 is the source of this 2490-nucleotide messenger RNA. RefSeq names its product putative chromatin remodeling complex subunit (Rsc9). The transcript is spliced from 3 exons. The record is from RefSeq and is a predicted model, not a curated record. Gene Ontology annotation, molecular function: DNA binding. Gene Ontology annotation, biological process: regulation of DNA-templated transcription. NCBI's taxonomy places the organism in Eukaryota, Fungi, Ascomycota, Eurotiomycetes, Eurotiales, Aspergillaceae. Bases 187 to 2406 code for a protein of 739 amino acids.